AUGUCCCAAUCUAAAAGCAUCCUGCUACGUAUACCACUUGAAGUGCGACAAGACAUCUACUCAUACAUUCUCCCUCGCCAAAUCCACGUCUGGCUGCGCGACGAUCGCCUCCACGUCUCGAGGUGUCUGGAUCCAGACCUCGAUAAGAGAAGCAGUAACUUCCCACACGAGACUGACGCCAAACCGUAUGACGGCAGCGAACGAGCGCCCGCCUCCGUGUGGGAUCUUAAAAGAAACUACUCGGAAGUGGAAUGGGAGAGACGAGCUAGGUCGGCUUGGGGUCCGCAUUGGAUGUGCGAGGAGCAUGAUGAGAUCAUGGAUCUGUGGUCUCGCACCAUCAUUGUCAAUGUCGCCGACUUGGACACUCUUCUUUUCUUAACAGCACAGGGCUUUGCACCGUCUCAUCCUAUCCUGCGAAACGGUAUCAAGCGUUUGAGCAUCACUUUGCGGCUCCCAUUCCAGUUCUUCCAGUCCAUAGAGGAAACGACAGACCGAGAUAACGUAGGAGAGACUUCACCCACCGUGCAGUCCUGGCGCCAAAUCUGUGCCGCGCCGUUCCUCCAAAAUCUGACGACACUGCACUUGUGGUUCGACCAUACUGCGACCCGCACCUGGUCGCUUGUCAACGAGCGUUCUCUUCUCGAUGCUCUCCUUUCCUCACUCCCUCACACCGUCCGAGUCGUAGUAAUGCUGCCAAAACUGCACCCCCUCCAUGAACAUCCAGACCGACACUUUCUCAACGCGCGGAUUAGUACAACGGCGUCAUUGUACCGCAAACUACGCCAACGAUGGCGAUACAAUGAUACUUCCGACCACUUCGACCACUUUCCGGAUUUUCCGUACUACUUCGAUGUAUGGGAGAUGUGGGACGUACCGCAACGAGAAGAGUAUGAGCGCGAGGUGUGGGACGUACCGCAACUAGAAGAGUAUGAGCGCGAGAUGUGGUUGGCCGGAAAAGACAUGGAAAGAUUUGCAGAAAUGGAGAGAAACCCGUAUUGCACAUUGGGUAAUAUUUGA
Molecule: messenger RNA, 1017 nt
Organism: Parastagonospora nodorum SN15
Lineage: Eukaryota; Fungi; Ascomycota; Dothideomycetes; Pleosporales; Phaeosphaeriaceae
Exons: 2
Coding region: 1-1017 (338 amino acids)
Source: RefSeq, a predicted model, not a curated record